Talaromyces stipitatus ATCC 10500 is the source of this 1451-nucleotide messenger RNA. RefSeq lists its product as uncharacterized. The transcript has 4 exons. Lineage: Eukaryota; Fungi; Ascomycota; Eurotiomycetes; Eurotiales; Trichocomaceae. Bases 803 to 1285 code for a protein of 160 amino acids. The record is from RefSeq and is a predicted model, not a curated record.
AUACUUCACUCCCUCAAUUUACAAAUCCCUAUAUAGAGAGAUGUCAAAUCAAACGAAGCCGGCUGAAGAUGCCAAAGCGGCUUUACAGGGGAAGGGAAAACUGGUAAUUUCAGCUGUCUCACAACCAUCAAGCGUCCUGCAAUCGUCAUUUCCUUCCUAUUAUUCAACCAAACCAAUGGCAAUAAUUCCCCCGCAAGAACCUGAAAGCCACACAGUAACGUGUCUAAAAACAUCAAAGGGAUGUGGACUUUGCCUUGCAGUGGCACCCGUUCUUUGUGCCGCCUGUGUUACCGCCUGUGUCGAUUGUUGCUGUGAUCAAUGCCGUGAUUCAAUUUGUUAUGAAAUCGGAAAUAAUAGCAGUAGAAACCCCGUGACUGGCUGAUAUUGCGGAAUACCCAGACUCGAAAGCUUGUUGAAAGGAGUUUAUUAGGAUUGUCUAAGGCUGGCGACUGAAUUAGGAAUAUGCGAAUCUGGACUGCAGAGGUAUGGAAUUUACAGUUUCAAGAAUAUUGUCUUCUUUAUAGGUUAAAAUGAAUUUGCGUGGACUUCUAACUCGCUCCUAUCCUGCUUUCGUACACGCUAGGCCGCAUCACUAUUCUAAAACUAGUAAUAAUAUAUUAUCACCAUCGUACGUUUCCUGGGAAUAGGGUGAUCUUGAUUCUAGAUCGACAGGUGACCCUGUUCAUCAAUAUAGACACCUGUGAUACUCGUGUAUAUUAUAAAAGAUUCCAGCCUCGCCUCACUGCAUCUUGGAACAGACCAAAUCAAAAUUGUUUACAUCAUCUUUUUGCUACCUUCAACGAUGUCUUGGCUUGUCAGUAUCUUGGAGUGGUGCUUUGGAGGUGAUGAUGAUCUAACUCCAUUGACUAAUAAUGAGAUAGAACCUGUUAACGCACGAGAUCCUGAAAAGGGAGUUCGUAUUAUUGAUGUCGACUCUAACACUAUUUUCACCGUCUCAAUCAGUGGCGAAUGCAAACGGAUCACUUUCGGCGAACUCCAACAGAAAAAUAUUUACCUUGAGGCGCUGAUACGUUACUUUCAGGAGCGACCACCUGAAGCGAAGCGACCGUCUGAAGAUUCCAAGAUAACAGAAGUUAACUAUAAAGAGGGAACUCUCUCGUCAGCAUCUUUUAUCUCCAAGGAUAAUAUGGCAAACCCACCUUCAUGGAACUGGAGAGCUGUGAUGGAAAACCCAUCAGGGUUCAAUGCUCUUCAUUGGUAUUAUUAUGGUGGUGAUCUCGGAGAUUCUCCACAUGCAUUUUUAUGUACUUCAGAAUCUCUCUGAAUAUAAACGCACCCUUCAAAGCCGCGUUGAUAGAUUAGUGGGUGGCUGAGUGGGAGUUGGAGCAGUAUCGUUAGUGCUAAAAAAAGAAUGGUUGGUGUUUAAUCCUGUAUCUUAGUUUACUGGCUAGCUAUCUCUGUAAUGAAGCAAGUAUUCAUAUUCACUAGUC